CCAACUUGUCCGCCUACUUCUGCUUUGGACCAUUCACUACUUAUGUAAAGGUAAAGGCUUGCACCGAGAAUCAAUUGCACGAGACCCGUGAGACACUUGCUCAUACAAUGACCACCCGCGUCUGGCCUAGAUGAAGGCGCAGGCGAAUUCAACCACAAAUCCCGUUGCACAACAAUGCCGGUCCAGUCGAAGGAGGACCCGUUGAUGGUCCUCUACCACUACUAUACUACUCUCCUUCGCUCUCGGAUCAAGCGGACACCCCGAUCCGUCAGACUCGCGGCUACCGCUGCCCUCCUCAUCUCGAUUCUCUCGAGCAGUUAUGGCGGCUACAAAUGGUGGCAGGAAAGAUCAAAAGAGAAGGCUCAAGGACAAAGACUGGUCAGGAGAAACAGUGGUCUUAGAGGCAAAGGCGGCGAGCGCAUCAUCUAUGUCCCAAAAGGGAACACUACCUCCAAAGUCAUCAUCCAUCCCACUCGUCCGACCACCUUCGACGCGCAUCGGCGGCUGUUCCUCACUCCGCCACGGGUCACACGAAUUGGCAGUGGUGCUUCUACUCCAGCCUACGGCCAUGGACCGCCUCCUCAGACAAAGCCGGGUCUCAACCUGGCUUUCUUGCAUCAAUUCCUGAGUCUGUUGAAUAUAAUGAUACCCCGAUUUCGAAGCAAAGAGACCGCAUUAUUGGUGAGCCAUGGAGUCUUUCUUGUUCUCCGAACCUACCUGUCGUUGGUGGUUGCAAGGCUAGACGGAGCCAUUGUGCGAGACCUAGUGGCAGGCCAGGGCAAGUCGUUCAUGUUGGGAAUACUAAGAUGGCUGUCUGUCGGCACCUUGGCUUCUUACACAAACGCCAUGAUCAAAUUCCUGCAGUCCAAGAUCUCAAUUGCUUUCCGGACAAGACUAACAAGAUACAUUCACGACUUGUACCUGAAUUCGAAUCUCAACUACUAUAAACUGACCAAUCUAGACGGCGGAGUCGGUCAGGGCGCAGACCAAUUCAUCACCCAAGAUCUCACCUUGUUCUGUACAUCAGCAGCAUCACUGUAUUCAUCAUUAGGCAAGCCCCUCGUCGACAUAUUUGUUUUCAACUACCAGCUAUACCGGUCCCUUGGUCCCUUGGCCCUCACCGGACUUUUGUCUAAUUAUUUCGCAACCGCAACACUUCUCCGCAGACUGUCUCCGCCCUUCGGAAAAUUGAAGGCUGUCGAGGGUAAGAAGGAGGGCGAUUUCCGUGGUCUACAUGCUCGGUUGAUCGCAAACGCCGAGGAAAUCGCUUUCUACGGGGGCGCUGAUGUUGAGAAGGUCUAUUUGAAUAGAUCCUUCAGAGAACUCCGAAGCUGGAUGGAAGGAAUAUACAACGUCAAAGUCCGGUAUAACAUGCUCGAAGACUUUAUUCUGAAAUAUUCCUGGUCUGCUUUUGGGUACAUCAUCACUUCCAUCCCAGUAUAUCUCCCUGCAUGGGCAGGCUUGAAUUACCUGCUUGAGUCAUCGGUUUCUGCUGCUGGCGCCGAGAUUUCGGAGUCCUCACGAGAGAGGUCUCACAUGAAAGACUUCAUCACGAACAAGAGACUGAUGCUCUCCCUAGCGGACGCCGGUGGGAGGAUGAUGUACAGCAUCAAGGACCUAUCUGAGCUGGCUGGCUACACUUCUAGAGUGUACCAACUCAUCUCGACCCUUCACCGUGUCCAUGCAAACGCUUACGGUCAAAACCACCGGCGGCAUUCCGGCAGGAUCGAGCUGUACUCUAUGGCUGAUGUUCAAGGGACCGUCUACGCAGGGUUCGAUGGUGUUCGUCUUGAGGACGUUCCCAUUGUCGCUCCAGCACUUUACCCGUAUGGCGGCGACGAGCUGAUUGAAUCGCUGUCUUUUGUGGUACACAGCGGCGAGCAUCUUCUCAUCUCAGGCAGCAACGGCGUGGGUAAGUCUGCUAUUGCCAGGAUUGUCGCCGGUCUGUGGCCUGUCUUCCGUGGUCUCGUCUCCCGUCCUCGCAACACUGGUCAGGAUGGAAUAAUGUUCAUUCCUCAACGGCCCUAUCUCAGCGUGGGCACGUUGCGGGACCAAGUCAUCUAUCCUCACACAGAGAUCGACAUGCGCGAGCAUGAACGUCGGGACAGUGAGCUGGAGAGGAUACUGGAGGAAGCCAAACUUGGUCAUUUGCUUGCACGCGAAGGUGGCUGGGACACGAGAAAGGAGUGGAAAGACGUGCUUUCCGGCGGAGAGAAGCAACGAAUGGCCUUUGCCCGGCUCUUUUACCAUGAGCCCAAGUAUGCAUUCCUGGACGAGGGCACUAGUGCAGUCUCGUCGGACGUGGAGGGGCUGCUGUACGAGCGGUGCAAAGACAGAGGCAUUACGCUCCUCACUCUCUCUACACGUGCCAGUCUGCGGAAAUACCAUAAGUCGAAUCUGAUACUCGGCUUGGGCGAUGAAGGAUACGAUUGGGAACUCGUCAAGAUCGGCACUGACGCCGAGAAAUUCAGUCUGGACAAGGAGAUCAACGAGCUGAGGGAGAAGCUUGCCAUGGUGCCUGAGUGGGAGAAGAGGAAGAAAGCGAUCGACGAGGAACUCAGUCAUGUCCAGGUUGUUGAUGAAGAAGGAGCAGGAUCAGCCAAGCUGGAGAAACCCAGUUAUGUGGCCCAUGAGGAAGAGGAUGGUCAGUAUGGCCAGGAGUAAGCAGACUUGGCCGUGCCCGCCAUGGCACAUGGCCGAUCAAUAUACCACCCUUUUCUUGCGAUCGGUCUUAAAGUCCCCUACUUCGCCGUUUUCUCUGUUCUACUGGGUCCUUGCUUCUGGUAUGAUCGCGCUCACGAUUUAGCCAGCCUACAGUUCUUCAACAAGCAAAGUCGCCCUCUUUCCUU
Messenger RNA from Exophiala xenobiotica, 2849 nucleotides. RefSeq lists its product as uncharacterized. Lineage: Eukaryota; Fungi; Ascomycota; Eurotiomycetes; Chaetothyriales; Herpotrichiellaceae. The record is from RefSeq and is a predicted model, not a curated record. Gene Ontology annotation, molecular function: long-chain fatty acid transmembrane transporter activity; ABC-type transporter activity; ATP binding. The transcript has a single exon. Gene Ontology annotation, cellular component: peroxisomal membrane. Bases 175 to 2664 code for a protein of 829 amino acids. Gene Ontology annotation, biological process: long-chain fatty acid import into peroxisome; very long-chain fatty acid catabolic process; fatty acid beta-oxidation.